AUGUCGUCAAAUAAGAGCAACUUCUUCCACGACCUUGAUGGAUUGGACUACUCGAGCGACGAGGAGCAAAGCACAUCCGGGUUCUCUGGCUUCUUGAAGACAUCAAGUGCACCUGAGAUCUCGAAAAAUACCCUUCGUGCCUCUCAAUCGAGGAGAAACCAACCUACAAUCAAACCCUUUAGAGUCAUACCGGAAUCAAAGCAAAUCUUCAAAGGACUCAAGUUCUUCUUCGUGCCAAACAACAUUAUUGCACUUGCGCGGAAGCUACGAGUCCAGAGGUCACAGGAAUAUGGGGCUCUGUGGGCUCAAACUUGGUCUUCGGAUGUUACACAUGUCAUCGUGGACAAAGGACUCAACUUCGACGAGCUACGCAAAGUGCUCACCCCGGAACAGCUCUCUGGCGAAGUAGCGAUAGUCAAUCAAGAUUACCCUUCUGAUUGUCUCCAAUUCGGGCAGCUCCUAAGCGUUACACAAACUCGUUUUCGGGUGGAUGGUAUACCAACGAAAGCAACUCGUAGCCAGUCCACAAGCAAAACUGCUACAAAUCCGGAAUCUUCCCCCCGUAUAAAGGAUCCCCGACGGCGUGAUCGGCGCUCACCAACAGCUAGUCAAGACGAGGGCCUUUCUUUAGCUACACCAUCAACAGAUAAUACGAAAAACCCCACCGAUCCUACAAUAAACACCGUGGAUCAACCAGAAUCAAACCAUGAGAUUCUUGAUGAAAUGGUGCAAAAGGUCAAAUCGGUGAAUUAUUUGCCUCUUGAUGACCAUGAUGAUGAUGACGAUGUGCUUUAUUCUAUAUUACAAGAUCAGCCAGAAGCAGAAAAAGAUAAUGACCAGGAAAAUCAGUCCGACUUGAAUGUUCCGGAAUGGCAGAAGAACUUUACUUGUAUGCAAAAGCACGACGGGGCCGCAAAAUCCGAUAACCCAAACACGCGAACUAUAGAAAUAUUGCAAAAAAUGGCAGACUACUACAGCAAAACGGCCGAUAACUGGCGCACUGUGGCUUAUCGUAAGGCGAUUGCAACCCUGCGAAGACAAAAUAAAAAGAUCAGUACCAAGGCAGAAGCCCUUGCUAUCCCAGGCAUUGGGUGUCGUCUGGCAGAUAAAAUCGAGGAGAUCGUCUCCACCGACCGUCUACGGCGAUUGGAAAACACUGAUAUUACACCAGAAGACAAAGCAUUGCAGUUGUUUCUUGGUGUAUAUGGUGCAGGGUAUGCGCAAGCUACCAGAUGGGUUGCCAAAGGAUUCAGAUCUUUAGAAGACCUCAAGACCAAAGCAGAGCUAUCAGAGAAUCAGAAAAUUGGAGUGGAUCGAUAUUAUGACUUUCAAGAGCGCAUUCCACGGGAAGAGGUGGGUAUGCAUGGGAAGGUUGUGCGGGAUGCUGUCCAUGCAGUAGACUCAAAUAUGGAAGUUAUAGUAGCGGGUUCCUAUCGACGCGGAGCUGCAGAUUGCGGUGAUAUUGAUGUUCUGAUCACCAAACCCACUGGCACACUCGAAUCGAUCAGAAUUCUUAUGCUUGACUCCGUGAUUCCAAAACUCGUCCGACAGGGGUUUUUGAAAACCAGCUUGUCGGUGAGCUCGCAUGAUGAUGGUUCCAAGUGGCUCGGAGCUUCGGCCUUGCUUGGGAAAGAUGUAUGGCGCCGGAUUGAUCUUCUCUUUGUGCCAGGUGAGCAGAUUGGAGCAGCUUUGUUGUAUUUCACCGGCAACGAUAUCUUCAACCGUAGCAUGCGAUUGUUGGCUAGGAAGAAGGGAAUGCGCCUGAACCAGCGAGGACUAUUCAAGGAUGUUCUUCGGGGACCGAAUCAAGUCAGACUGACUGACGGCAGUCUCGUGGAGGGGCGAGACGAGAAGCAAAUCUUCCAGAUUCUAGGAGUACCCUGGCGGCCCCCAGAGCAUCGUAUAUGUUAA
Talaromyces proteolyticus is the source of this 1911-nucleotide messenger RNA. RefSeq names its product putative DNA polymerase POL4. Gene Ontology annotation, cellular component: nucleus. Gene Ontology annotation, molecular function: DNA-directed DNA polymerase activity; DNA binding. Gene Ontology annotation, biological process: double-strand break repair via nonhomologous end joining. NCBI's taxonomy places the organism in Eukaryota, Fungi, Ascomycota, Eurotiomycetes, Eurotiales, Trichocomaceae. The transcript is spliced from 4 exons. Bases 1 to 1911 code for a protein of 636 amino acids. The record is from RefSeq and is a predicted model, not a curated record.